Elaeis guineensis (African oil palm) is the source of this 1204-nucleotide messenger RNA. RefSeq lists its product as uncharacterized. The record is from RefSeq and is a predicted model, not a curated record. NCBI's taxonomy places the organism in Eukaryota, Viridiplantae, Streptophyta, Magnoliopsida, Arecales, Arecaceae.
UCAUUCGGUAUAAGCCCUCUCGCGUCUUUCACUUUUCCCCAAUUUCUUUCCACACCAAAAACCCUCAAAUCUCUUCCCCAAAGCCUCUCCUUUUCGUUGCUCGCCUCCCCUGUCGGAGAUAUCCAAAUAAAAAAGGAGAAAAGAAUCCAAUCUUUCUCUCUCGCUGGAUCUCUCGUGAUCUGGAUACCCUAGUCAUUCCCUUCUUGACGAUGGAUCCUUGGGAAUCCAUCUAAAUAGUGGCAGGAAUAGUCUCCGGUACCAACGCAAUCUUUUGAUCGCGAGCUGUUUAUCGAUUCAAAUCAUUUCGAUUUCUCGACGUCUUCUGCUGUUUUUUCUCAUUUGGGAAUCUUCCCAAAUGGGUAAGAACCAAGCCUACAAGGCCUUGCAGAGGGCGAGGAUGGGCUCGACCUCUGCCGGGCCGGAGGAGGUCGAAGACGGAAUGGUGGAUGGUUCUUUUCAUUCACCAGAGUGGCAUGCUGCUCGUUUGGCCAGCCUGAAAACAUCUCACAUAACAUGGGAAGACUUCAAGAAAAAACAAAAGGAAGAAGAACUUAAAAAGGGUGAGCUGGAGGCAGACAAGGAUAGAAUGAUGAGAGAAUACAGGGCGCAACUGGAUGCUGAGAGGGAACAAAAGCUUUCCCGUGGGAGAAACCACUCAAGCACCAAGUCACAUCACAAGAAAGAAAGGAAGGACAAAGAUUCAAAGAAACGGAGUAGGAGUAAGAGAAAGUAUAGAAGGUCAUCUGAGUCGAGCUCUUCUAGUUCGUCCUCUGAAUCAUCAAGCAGUGAUAGUGAGGAGGAGAGGGAAUCAAAGAGAUCAAGAUCAAGGUCAAGAUCCAAGAGAACAAAGAAAGAAAAAAAGCAUAGGUCAAGAGCCAAGCAUUCUAGCGGUGAUGGUGAAGAAAGUGGUGGCCCUGUGCCGCUUUCUAAAUUCUUUGGAAAUGUAAAAAAUUAAGCAUCUUUUAUGUACUCCCAUAGAUUUCUUCUGUUUAGUGAUGGAGAAGAGCGGGGGAGAUGCAUGCUGGGUUUUUCUGUGGAUGCAAAGAUGGCUGUUUUUGUCUGGUGGUGCAAUGCUCAAAGGCAUCCCAAAAAUUUCUGCAUUGUUAAAUAUUGUAUUUUCCUGGUAUUUAGACAGCUUGAGAAAAAGCAUGUAUGACUAAAUGUACCAUUUAUGUCAUUAAUUUCCAGAGAAGGCUUUUUAGAA